This is a messenger RNA of Juglans regia (Persian walnut), 2539 nucleotides long. Its product is annotated as two-component response regulator ARR12-like. Gene Ontology annotation, biological process: cytokinin-activated signaling pathway; phosphorelay signal transduction system. The record is from RefSeq and is a predicted model, not a curated record. Gene Ontology annotation, molecular function: DNA binding. Lineage: Eukaryota; Viridiplantae; Streptophyta; Magnoliopsida; Fagales; Juglandaceae. Bases 251 to 2287 code for a protein of 678 amino acids. The transcript is spliced from 6 exons.
UCCUUUUCUUCUUUUUUCCCCUCUUUCCACGAUCACAUUGCCGCCAUUUUUACAGAGAUCCUCUCUCAGUCGCUGUGAAUUUAUAUCACACCAUUCCAUGGUCUUUGCAAAUCCUUUUCUCUGCUUAUCUUUGUUUAGUAGAUUCUGGGUUUGUUCAUUACCAUAAAUAGAACGUAGACUAUAUCUUUGAAACAGUCUUUUCCCAUUGUUACUGUUCUCUGAGAUUUGUCAAUCAGUCUGCUUGAAGAAAAUGGCCGUUGAGCCUCUAAUGGAUGAACCCAAAGAUCAGUUCCCCAUUGGAAUGCGUGUGCUCGCAGUUGACGAUGACCCCACUUGCCUAUUUUUCUUGGAGACCCUUCUCCGUCGAUGCCAAUAUCACGUUACGACUACUAAUCAAGCAAUCACAGCAUUGAAGCUGCUGAGAGAAAACAGGAACAAUUUUGACCUGGUCAUUAGUGAUGUUCAGAUGCCAGACAUGGAUGGUUUUAAGCUGCUUGAGCUUGUGGGCCUUGAGAUGGACCUUCCUGUCAUAAUGUUGUCCGUCAAUGGUGAUCCCAAGCUUGUAAUGAAGGGAAUUUCCCAUGGAGCUUGUGAUUAUCUACUGAAACCGGUUCGAACUGAGGAGCUGAAGAACAUCUGGCAACAUGUAAUCAGGAGAAAGAAGUUUGAUUCUAAAGACUCAUAUAAAUCUGGCAAUCAAGACAAGCAUGAUCCUGGCAGUGGUGGAGGAUCGGGGUCACCUGGGACACUUUCUGAUCAGAAUGGAAAGCUCAAUAAAAAACGGAAGGAUCAGAAUGAAGAUGAGGAUGAGGAACAUGAUGAAAGUGGGCAUUGUGAUCCAUCAACUCAGAAGAAGCAGCGGGUUGUUUGGUCUGUGGAUCUGCACCGCAAAUUUGUCGCUGCUGUUCAUCAAUUGGGCAUUGAUAAGGCCGUACCUAAAAAAAUUCUAGAUAUGAUGAAUGUUGAAAAGCUUACAAGAGAAAAUGUAGCAAGCCAUCUUCAGAAAUACAGGCUUUACCUUAAAAGGCUUAAUAGUAUGGUAAACCAGCAAGCUAAUUUGGCGGCCGCCUUAGGAGGUACAGAUUCAUCCUAUCUGCGAGUGGGUUCUCUGAAUGGACGUGAUAGUUUUCACACCUUGAUUGGAUCUGGUCAAUUUCAUAACACCGCUUUCAGAUCAUUACCACCUGGUGGAUUGCUCGGUAGAUUGAACACACCUUCUGGUCUGGGUAUGCAUGGCCUUCCUUCUUCAGGAAUGACUCAACUGAGUCAUGUGCGAAACUCGAGCAACUCUACUAAUGAUCAGGUUAACUGCCAGCAGGUCAUACUCCCUGGAAACCAUAAUGGGAGUGUACUUCAAGGAAUGCCGAUGCCGCUAGAACUUGAUCAAGGGCAACAUAUUAAGGGUGUUACACAUGCCAGAGAGCUCUCCAUUCCUAUUGAUAACACAGCAAUUUUCCCCAUUCCCAGAGCCCUUCUCGAUGCAAAAAUAGGUAUUUCUAGCUCAAGCAAUCCUCAUCUUGGUGUUGUGAACAGCCCGUUGAUAUUAGAACAGAACUCUCAAGUACAUCAAGAUGGUCAAGUGUAUGGAAAUCAGUCCUCUGUCUCAGUGGCCUCUUUAAAUUCAGAAUUUUCUUCCCUAUUGCCAGUUCAUAGUAGAUUGAAUGAAACCUGGUCAACUUCUGCCCAGUCAUCUGGGAUCGAGUCAAAUUCUUUUCCACUAAAUGACUGUUUUAAACAGCCUACUCUGCAUCAUGGUAACAUGAGGGACGACAUGCGUAUGGUGACCUUCCAAAUGGAGCGUAAUCCAUGCAGUGCUUCUUCUGUUGCUUCAAUGUCCACUGAAUUGCAGGAUAUAAGGACGGAAAUGCAAUGCCGAGCAAGCCCGAUCAGCAGUAAUGCUGGGCAAAUAAGACAUCAUUCCCCACCUCAAGGGUGGGUAGACCAUAAUCAGGAUGGUCCGUACUCAAAUGUGAUAUGUAGCUCAACAAACUCUAUGAUCCCUGUGCAUGGUUCUGUGGGUACAUUGGGUCAAGGUUCAGAACCAAAGAACUUCCACCCAGAUAUGGAUUUCAAUUCAAUCGGACAAUCAAGUUAUUUUGAUCCUUUAUAUUUGAAGCACGAUGAGGUUAAUGAAUCUACCAUGGAGAUAUCACUGAAGCUGAAGCAAGGGCUCGGGGACCAAAGGAGGCCACAAGGAAGUUAUAUUUCCGGCAAUUUUGGCUCAUUGGAAGACAUAGUGAAGGCAAUGGUUAAACAGGAAAUUGAUAAGGCGAAAGAAACUGAUUGAAGAAGGAUGCGAUACUUUUUUAUCUUGGGACAUGCAUGUGAAACUGCGCGACGGAAGGAAUAAAUAUAUAUUGUCCUCGAUCAAUGAGUUUUUCAUCGUACAGUUUAUUACACGUCUAUCCACUAUUGACACUGAAUUAAUAUAGAAUACUCGAAUAGGUCUAAAUUUCUAUCCUUCUCACUUUCAGCUUGGCCAGAUUUUCUUGUUAAUUGAGCAAAUUCGAAUUAAAGGAUUUACGAAUAAGGGUUUUAU